Molecule: messenger RNA, 816 nt
Organism: Metarhizium robertsii ARSEF 23
Lineage: Eukaryota; Fungi; Ascomycota; Sordariomycetes; Hypocreales; Clavicipitaceae
Product: GCN5-related N-acetyltransferase (GNAT) domain protein
Exons: 1
Coding region: 1-816 (271 amino acids)
Molecular function (GO): acyltransferase activity, transferring groups other than amino-acyl groups
Source: RefSeq, a predicted model, not a curated record
AUGGGCACACCCUUCAUCUCGCUGCUAGAGCCUAGCAAGCUCGAGGGCUUGGAGCCGGGAAAACCACACAACGAGCAACCACCAACUAUACCAAAAGUCUUCAUAGACGCCAUGGAGGUCCGCGAGAGCGUCUUUGUACAAGAACAAAACGUGCCCCUGGAGAAUGAGCAAGACAGUGACGAUUCCCGAUCCUGCCACUGGGUAGUAUACGCCAGUGUCAACAAGACGGAAGAAACAGAGGUACGGGAUGAGGAUGGAAAUGUCAUCCAGCCACGCAAAAGUUCAACUCGAACGACGCCCAUCGGGACCAUUCGCCUGGUCCCGUUCCCCCAUGCAAACCACCCCAAGAUUGGAGGUGAAUACUGGAACGGCCAGUUGCGGAAUGAGAAGGAACGCGGCACACCUGAUAUCAGCUCCCUGUCAGCAAAUUCUGGAUUAGACCGCCCGACAUCCUUCCACGACGGAAGGGAACCGUACAUCAAACUGGGCCGACUAGCUGUCGUCAAGGAAUACCGAGGCAACGGCCUCUCCGGACUUCUCAUUCAAACAGCCCUGUCGUGGCUGCGGUCCAACCCGUCGUUCUUCGACCCGAGCAUCACCGAGUUGGGCCUCGAGCAGAUGGGUGCAUCGACCGAGACAGAGAUACCCAAGUGGGGUGGUCUUGUCUGUGUUCAUGCCCAGGAGCAGAGUGUGGGAACGUGGGCAAAGUUGGGUUUCCAGGUCGACAAGGGCAUGGGCAAGUGGUGGGAAGAAGGAAUCCCUCACGUCGGCAUGUUUAAACGGUUGGAGGUCAGCCCCAAGGGGGUCCGUAUUUAG